This is a messenger RNA of Tetrahymena thermophila SB210, 1161 nucleotides long. RefSeq names its product Serine/Threonine kinase domain protein. Gene Ontology annotation, biological process: protein phosphorylation. Gene Ontology annotation, molecular function: protein serine/threonine kinase activity; ATP binding. The record is from RefSeq and is a predicted model, not a curated record. NCBI's taxonomy places the organism in Eukaryota, Ciliophora, Oligohymenophorea, Hymenostomatida, Tetrahymenidae. The transcript is spliced from 9 exons.
AUGGGAACACUCUGUGCCAAAGAAGAAAAACAAAUUAAUCAGAAUGAAGUGCAAGAAAUCAAUAUUAGAAAUUCUAAAAUGCCCUAAGAGAAAAUAAAUUUGGAACAUUUUGAGUUUAUUAAGUGCAUAGGAACUGGGUCCUUUGGCAAAGUGUACUUGGUUAAAAAGAAAUAAACAGAAGAUUUAUAUGCAAUGAAAAUACUUAGAAAGGAUUAAAUUAAAAACAAAACUUAAUUAAUCUAAACAAAGGCUGAAAGAUAUAUUUUAGAAAAUGUCGACUCUCCCUUUGUCGUUCAACUUGCCUAUGCAUUUUAAAGUCAAACCAAGCUCUAUAUCGUUAUGGAAUUCUGUCAAGGAGGUGAUAUUUUUGGACACAUGGUCAAACAGCCAUUCUUCCCUGAAAACAAAAUAAAAUUCUAUGCUGCUGAGAUAUUUUUAGCCUUAGAAAAAUUGCACGAAUAAGGGAUUGUUUACAGAGAUUUGAAACCAGAAAACAUCUUGGUUUCAGCAACUGGUCAUAUAAAACUAACAGAUUUUGGCCUUUCAAAAAAGUUAAAAAGCAGGGAUGAAAUUACUUAUUCAUUUUGUGGAACUGCAGAAUAUAUGGCUCCUGAAAUUAUAUCAAAAUAGGGGCAUGAUGUUGCAAGUGAUUGGUGGAGUUUUGGAGCUGUUUUAUAUGAAAUGCUUCAUGGUGCUCCUCCAUUUUAUGAGAAAAACAAAGAGAGGAUGAUGGAUAAGUUAGUAAAUUAAGAUGUAGUGAUUAAGGAUAAAUAUUCAAAAGAGUGCUAAUCUUUAUUAAGAGGAUUACUUACAAGAGAUAAAACAAAAAGAUUAGGAAAUGGACCUGAAGGUACUUAAGAAAUUAGAAAUCAUCCAUUCUUUAAUAAUGUGGACUGGGAUAAAUUCUUAAGACUAGAAGUUUAGCCUCCUUACAUUCCCAAAGUUUCUGAUAAAUAUGAUUUGAGAAAUAUUGAUAAUAAUUUCUUGAAAAUGGACAGUAAAGACACUCCAGGUGACAUGGUAGGAAGUGCCCUAAAGUUUUCUAAGAAAAAUGAAUUUAAUGGUUUUACUUAUGAAAGAGGACUUGAAAGAAGCUACUAAGAAAAUAGCCUGGCUGAUGAAUCUAUUUUUUAGGAAAAUCCAAAUUUCAUUCUUAAAUGA